GACUCCAUUGCUCUGUUUCAAAAAGAGCAUGUGGGUCCCACAAGUGGUGUGCGACAAUCCUUCGAGAUAAAAAGAGUAACCCAUAUAAAACAGAGACUCCAUUGCUCUGCUUCAUCAGCCGGAGAGUCUGAAGCAGAUCUCUAAUGGCGACGGCGGAGAAACCGGUGAUGAUGGUGGCCGUGGACGACAGCGAGCACAGCACCUACGCUCUCGAGUGGACUCUCGACCACUUCUUCACUCCUUACACCCCCAAUCACCCUUUUAAGCUCCUCAUCAUCCACGCCAAACCUUCCCCCACUACCGCUGUCGGCCUCGCCGGACCCGGGGUUGCUGAAGUUUUUCCUAUGGUAGACUCGGAUCUGAAGAAGAUAGCUGCUAGGGUUGUGGAAAAAGCCAAGGAAAUUUGCAACAGUAAAUUGGUGAAUGAUGCUGCCAUUGAGAUUGUUGAAGGUGAUGCCAGGAAUGUUCUCUGUGAUGCUGUAGAAAGGCACCAUGCAUCAAUGUUAGUUGUGGGUAGUCAUGGUUAUGGAGCUAUAAAAAGGGCGGUUUUGGGCAGCGUAAGCGACUACUGUGCUCACCAUGCUCAUUGUACUGUGAUGAUCGUGAAGAGGCCCAAGACCAAGCAUUGAGCGAUGCUAUGUGGUCCUAAAAGAGCAUCCUAAUAUGUCAGUGGUAUCAACCAGAUUACCCUUCACCAAAUAAAUUUUAUUUCACAUUUGCUGGAUCAUGCAAUCCCAGUGUUUCUCUGGACUGUUACAUAGAUAAGACUCUACCAAAUGCCUUGUAAUAUUACUUUUGUUGUUACAUUUAUAGUCUAUGUAUUUGCGUGUAAGCAACAACGUUAAAUUAUGUAAUUAUCAUUUAUAAUGUACGUACAGGAUAAUUGUUUAAUUAUGACUAAAUUACAAAAA
Messenger RNA from Malania oleifera, 911 nucleotides. Its product is annotated as universal stress protein PHOS34. The transcript is spliced from 4 exons. The coding region runs from base 144 to 629 and encodes 161 amino acids. Lineage: Eukaryota; Viridiplantae; Streptophyta; Magnoliopsida; Santalales; Ximeniaceae. The record is from RefSeq and is a predicted model, not a curated record.